Molecule: messenger RNA, 2337 nt
Organism: Rotaria socialis
Lineage: Eukaryota; Metazoa; Rotifera; Eurotatoria; Philodinida; Philodinidae
Source: the annotation of a GenBank genome assembly
AUGAGCGUCGCGGCGGCCAGUGGUGCCGUGAGCACGCAGCAGCAGCACCGUCCAACUCAGGAACAAAUUCGUCUUGCUCAAUUAAUUGAAGAUAAAAAGCAUGAUCAUCCUGAAGUAAAAGAAAUACUUCGAAAAGUGCUUGAUGUUGUCGUAAAUUCUAAAGAAGAAGAUGCCCUUGUAGCACUUUUUGAUUGUGAUUAUGAUUAUGAAAAAACCGUUGCAUUACUCAUUGAGAAAGGUCACGAAGUGGCCAGCGAAUGGCGUACUGCAACAAAUCAUAAACUAACUAAGAAGCAACAACAAAAAGUUGCUGCAACAAAAAAUGGACAUGGAGAAUUGGAUGAGAAUGGACAACAACGAGGGAAUGAUGGUUUGAGUUCUCGAGGUAAAUCUCGUGGUGGUCGAACAAGAAUACCACACAACGAAGGCGAUUCUCCACAUGGUACUAAUGAAAAACAACAGCAAAAUGAUAAUCCUAUUUUACAACAAAGACAACGAGGUGGUAGUACAUAUCGAGGUCGUUAUCGUGGUAGCAAUCGAGGUGGGCAUCGUGGCAUGAAUAGAAAUCAUCAACAUGUACAAGAUUCAAAUAAUGAUAUUUUAUCACCGUCAGAUACAAAUCGGCGUACUAGAGGAGGAGGUGCUGCUGCUGUUGCUUCUAAUCAUCAACAGCAACAAUAUCCAUGGGAAGUUGAUCAUUGGGAUGGUCGAACAAUGAUUAUUUCAAGAACAGCUGUAGAUGAUGAACAACCAUUGAAUUCAAACGAAUCAUCUGAAGUACCAAGUAGUCAACUAAAUAGAAAUAAUCAAGAAAAAUUGAAACCAGAUUUUGAUCCAAUAGAAGCAGCGCGUCAGAUUAAAAAUGUUAUUGGUAUUGGACAAACACCUAAACCAGUAGAAUCUGAUCAAUUACAAAAAUCUAAAACAAUUGCUUCGUUAAUGAAUACUAAAUUAACCCCACCACCUCGAAUUCCUCAACAACCCGUAGUUUUUUCGGAUCACUUCGAUGGUGGGGUCAAUAAAAUUGAUGUACAAUUUGGUAAUAUUGGUGAAUCAUCAGAAGACACAUCAUCAGCAUCUGCAUUCUAUCAACAAUCACAAUCAAUAUCAUCGAACAAAAUUUCUCAACGAACAACCGAACAGUCUUCGCAUGUUUCACCAUCAUCUCGUCCAUCUGAACAACCGGUGAUGAACCAACAACAACAACAACAACAGAGGAUACUACAAACACAAAUUCAACAACAGCCAACGAUGUCCAUGAAACAAGUUGUUACACCUCAAUAUACUUUACAUCAACAACAACAUCCAAUCACUGCACCAAAUAUACUUUUACAGUCGUUACUUUAUCAACAACAACAACAUCAACCAGAUCCAAUAACAUUAGAUACCACAUAUGAUCCAACGACUUUUUCAUUGCCAUCGAUCGAUUUUAAUUCACAAUAUUUUAUGGCGGCACAAAUGAAUCAACAACAAUCAGCACAACAACAAACGCAACCACGCUAUUUAGUGUCUCAACAACCUUCACUUCCACAGCAAGCAUCAUCAAAAAAUCCACAGACAUCAUCUGUAUCUACAACAACAUCAGCAACGACCGCUAACAAAGCACCAGCUAUUCCGCCAGGUAUGUUUCCCACAGCACCACAAUUAAACCCAGCAACUUAUUCAACAGCGUACAAUGUUCAACAACAAACAGCGGGAGCAACUUAUUCAACACCUUAUGAUACUGAACAUCUAUUUGCAAAUAAUUAUAUGCCAUUAAAUAAUACACAACAAGCACAAUCGCCAUCGGGUACCUAUGGAUCUGUCACACCACCUGUUCAACAACAAACAAAUAAUAAAAAUGAUAAUAAAACACUGAACUAUCCACCACCAAUAACAGAUGGUCUUAUGCUAGUAAAACAAUAUCACCAAUAUACUCUUCAACAAUCGAACAGUCAACAACAAGGUCAACAAACAGCUACACAUUCGCCAGCACCAUUAAGUUAUUUUCUUAGUCAUGCACCUAAUGGACCAGGUUAUUCGGCGGGUCCUGCAAUAAUGUAUGCUCAAGCACCGACAGCUAUACCUCAACACCAACAAGCUCCAAAACAACAAGGACAACCAUAUAAUCAAAAUAACUCGUCAGCAGGUAUGGGUGGUAAUGAUAGUUAUUAUAGUCGUACUUCAUCGUCAUCAAAUAAAGAAGGACAAUAUAUGUAUACAACAACUAACCAACCUCAACAUGUUCAAACACAAUCUGCUGGUCAACAACAAAAUAUUAAUAAACAACAACACCAACAACGCACAACUGGCAAUGCUUAUAAUAAUCAACAAGGUCCACAGCGUCCGUAUCAAUAG